This is a messenger RNA of Tripterygium wilfordii, 1429 nucleotides long. RefSeq names its product dnaJ homolog subfamily B member 13-like. Bases 185 to 1237 code for a protein of 350 amino acids. Gene Ontology annotation, molecular function: protein-folding chaperone binding. The transcript has 3 exons. Lineage: Eukaryota; Viridiplantae; Streptophyta; Magnoliopsida; Celastrales; Celastraceae. The record is from RefSeq and is a predicted model, not a curated record. Gene Ontology annotation, cellular component: cytosol.
UCUGGAAACUUCUACAGGUUUCUCAAUUCAUCAAAAACCAAAUACUAAUACCACCGCCCCCACACAAAUCUUCCUUAGAACAUCAGACACCAGAAGACUCUGAAAUAGAAACAGAGCUAAACCAAGCAAUCGAGCAAUUGUUCCGGUGAAAGUGAAGAAGAGAAAGAGAGAAGAAGUAGGAGGUAUGGGAGUGGACUAUUACAAGAUAUUGGGGGUUGAUAGGAAUGCGAAAGAGGAUGACUUGAAGAAGGCUUAUAGAAAGAUUGCAAUGAAAUGGCACCCUGACAAGAACCCCAAUAACAAGAAGGAGGCUGAAGCCAAGUUCAAGCAAAUAUCAGAAGCCUAUGAUGUUCUCAGUGAUCCACAGAAAAGAGCAAUCUAUGAUCAGUAUGGUGAAGAGGGUUUGAAAGGCGGUGUGCCGCCUCCGGAUGCCAGUGGUCCGGGAGGAGGUCCAUCAUAUUUUUCCACCGGUGAUGGACCCACGACGUUUAGAUUCAGUACACGAAACCCGGAUGACAUUUUCGCAGAGUUUUUCGGGUUUUCAAGCCCAUUUGGAGGCAUGGGAGGUGGUGGUGGUGGUGGAGGUAGAAUGAGAGGGACGAGGUUUUCAAGUGGAAUAUUUGGGGAUGAUAUAUUUGAAUCAUUCGGGGGAGGAGGUGUAGGUGGUGGUGGUGCUAGAGGAGGUGUUUCUCGGAAAGCGCCUCCGAUUGAGAACAGGUUGCCUUGUACACUAGAAGAGCUUUAUAAGGGAACUACCAAGAGGAUGAAGAUAUCUAGAGAGCUACUUGAUGCCAGUGGGAAGACCAUGCCAGUGGAAGAAAUUUUGACCAUUGAAGUAAAGCCUGGCUGGAAGAAAGGUACAAAAAUAACUUUCCAAGAGAAAGGUAAUGAGCAGCCGAAUGUUACCCCAGCAGAUCUCGUCUUCAUCAUUGACGAAAAACCCCACAGCACAUUCACACGAGAUGGGAACGAUCUGGUUGUUAUGCUGAAGGUUUCCUUGGCCGAAGCCUUGACGGGUUACACCGUCCAUCUUACUACUUUGGAUGACAGGAAUUUAACUAUUCCAAUCAACAAUGUGAUUCAUCCAAACUACGAGGAGGUUGUUCCAAGGGAAGGGAUGCCAACCCAGAAAGAUCCAACAAAGAAAGGAAAUCUGAGGAUCAAGUUCAACAUCAAAUUCCCAACUAGGCUGAGCGCGGAGCAGAAGGCUGGAAUCAAGAAACUCUUGGGACCUUGAAGAGAGUAUCACAUCUUUUAAAAGAGGACCAAAUCUGUGAAUAUAUUAUUUAUAUAUAGAUUGCUAAAAUGUAUGAAAUAGAAUGAGGCAUCUUGGGCUGGUUUUUCUUUUCUUCCCAUUUGGUGGAAGCAUUUCAAGUUGAGUUAACAUUGCGAUUUUCACAAUUUCUCAUUUUGUAUUCCUUUGUUGGUA